Molecule: messenger RNA, 4261 nt
Organism: Cydia strobilella
Lineage: Eukaryota; Metazoa; Arthropoda; Insecta; Lepidoptera; Tortricidae
Gene: Pi4KIIalpha
Product: phosphatidylinositol 4-kinase type 2-beta
Exons: 11
Coding region: 147-1502 (451 amino acids)
Biological process (GO): phosphatidylinositol phosphate biosynthetic process; Golgi organization; endosome organization
Cellular component (GO): endosome; lysosomal membrane; plasma membrane
Molecular function (GO): 1-phosphatidylinositol 4-kinase activity
Source: RefSeq, a predicted model, not a curated record
GAAUUUGUCAGUAUUGUCACUGCUCUAUAGUCUCUGCUUGGCUACAAUGAAAGAAGUGGUCGUGUUUGUGUAAAUGAUUGUGGAACAAAGAAUUUACAAGACGAAUUAAAUGAGGCUCGGCAGAGUAUCGCUGUUUAACAUUACUCAUGAGUACGGAAGAGACUCUGUUGAACUUCGAUUUCGACAAGCCGCACAAUCCAAUUACGCUGCCGGAUGACGGCGUGGUAUCUCUGUCCAGUAGUGUUGAGGAGAUUUGUUUAGUGCCAGAGGUCGGUUUCGAGGGCAACGUGGAUUCCCCGGGGGUCAACCGAGAGUCGCAGCCGCUCCUAGGCGGCCGUGGCGACUUUGAAGUGUCCUACAACCAUUUUCCAGAUGACCCACAGUUCAGUGAGCUGGUAUGGCAGGCGGAAGUGGCCAUCGACAACAACAUUUUCCCAGAGAGGAUAUACCAGGGUUCCAGCGGCUCCUAUUUCGUCAAGAACCCUGGUGGAAAAAUAAUAGGCGUAUUCAAACCAAAAGACGAGGAGCCCUACGGCCGGCUAAAUCCAAAAUGGACGAAAUGGAUGCACAAGCUGUGUUGCCCCUGCUGCUUCGGGAGGUCCUGUCUCAUCCCCAACCAGGGGUACCUCUCGGAGGCCGGAGCUAGUCUCGUCGACACCAAGAUUGGUCUCAAAGUCGUGCCAAAGACUAGGGUGGUGAAGCUGGUAUCGGAAACGUUCAACUACUUGCGGAUAGACCGGGAGCGCUCGCGGCUCAAGCGAGCCAUCACCGAGCAGUUUCCUAACCUGCGGUUCAACAGGAUGGGCCUCCCGCCUAAGGCGGGAUCAUUCCAGCUGUUUGUGGAGGGGUAUAAGGACGCGGACUACUGGCUGCGGCGCUUCGAGCAGGACCCGCCGCCCGCGCACGUCAUGAGGAAAUUCCAGCUACAGUUUGAACGACUCGUCGUUUUAGAUUACAUCAUAAGGAACACGGAUCGCGGUAACGAUAACUGGUUGAUCAAAUACGACGCGCCGCAGACCACGCCGCGGGGAGAUAUCGACAUGACCGACCCUAGCAAUUGGCAGACGCCGGAAGUGUCGAUAGCGGCCAUCGACAACGGUCUGGCAUUUCCGUUCAAGCACCCCGACUCGUGGCGAGCCUACCCCUACCACUGGGCCUGGCUGCCGCAAGCCAAGCUGCCUUUCUCGCAGGAGACCAAAGAGCUAGUACUUCCGUUAUUAUCAGACAUGAACUUCGUCCAGGAACUUUGUGAUGAAUUAAAUUUAUUAUUCAAACAAGACAAAGGGUUCGACAAGGGCCUGUUCGAGCGACAGAUGUCCGUGAUGCGCGGGCAGGUGCUCAACCUCACGCAGGCGCUCAAGGACAACAAGAGCCCCGUGCAGCUAGUGCAGAUGCCCGCCGUCAUCGUGGAGAGGUCCAAAAGCGGGUCGACGUCGUCUCGGUUCUUCGACUCGUUCCAGCAGCGCUUCCAGCACAAAUCGCCCUUCUUCUCCUGGUGGUAGCGACCUAAACAAAUGGUGAUAAUACGCGGUGAAGCUAUUAGUAAAACAAUUGUAUGUAUAUUUAUGUAUGUUAAUGUUAAUUAGUGCAUAUUAAUAUAAAUUAGGUACUGCUGAAUUUAUGUAACUUAAUUUAUGCUAUAAUUUUAUAUUAAUUUACAAUUUGUAUACAUUGGCACGGUGCCUAUCUUUUGAUUUAAAUAUUGGUUUCCUAAUGUAAAAUUUGUGACAUUUUGAAUUGUCAUUUAUUUCCUGAAACCUGGUUAUUUGUGACAGGUUUACUAAUAAUAAAGAGUUAUUGAUAGAGACGUCAAAUCUAAGAAAUAGAUGUGCUACCUAGUUUGACAGCCGUAACAGAUGGCGCUGUACUGUGCCUUUGUUUUUUGUGUGGCCACUGAAUUGUCAAACAACAAUUUUUGGCAAUCAAAGCUGCCGAAUAUUGUAUGAAGCCGUAAAGCGCCAUCUGCAUCAGCUGUCAAAUUCGAGGCACGCAUAUGUCUUAGACUUUACAUAUCUUACACAAUCAAUGGAUCUUUGCUAAUAAUAAAUAAAUUAUUCUAGGAAAUAAUCAAUUGAAAUUUAGUAACUGCAUAAUUGGGGGAACAAAAUUCGGAGAUUGAUAGGAAUUGAAUGUUACUAACGUUAUUACAUAUUUUACUCGACCCAAAGUACUGACUAUUAAGUCUUAAAUACGGAUAAGGUCAAUACGGAUAAUUGUGGCUGACUGUCACAUUGGGACCUGUUUACACAUUAAUUAGUGUUUCAUUAUUAUUCACAACGACGAGACUUAGUGCCAGUUGCACCAUCCGCACUUGACAGACUGAUUAACGUCACCGGGCGCGCCGCGGCGGUUUACCAUGAAACUUUCCAUACAAUAAAAUUUAGCGAACUCUUUAACGAUGACAAACAGUUUUUUGCAACCGACCCUUAAUCGCGUAAUUUAAGUUUUAAAUUUACGCCGUCCUAGAAACCUCGGAGGUAAAUUUAAAACUUAUUUUACGCGAUCAAGUCCCGUCGUUGUGAAUAAUAAUGAGUAAAAAUCGUGACAGUUUAAAUCAGUGUUUUAAUUAGUGUUUAUUGAGAGUCCAUGCAUUUGCAACUUGCUUUUAGUGGCAAAUGUAUGCACAUAUGUAUUAGCCUUACAUAUUUUACUCGACGCAAAGUACUGGACUAUUAAGUCCUAGAAUUCUAGUUAUCGAAAGAUCAUAGAGCAAACUUUAUUAAUUUUUUCUAUAAAAAUCUCAUUUACUUAUUCGUCCAGUUCCAGUGCUUAGGGUGGUAUUCCAUCUGUCCAAUAUCUUGGUCCAAUAUGUAUUUUGCGUCUCACAUCUUGCUUAAUGAGAGAGUGAGACGCAAUACACAUUGGACCAAGAUUUUGAGCAGAUGGAAUACCAACCUUACGCCACAGAAUAAAUAAUAGUACUAGGUACAGAAGAUUCACUCUAACAAAACGGAACUAUUACGACAGAUAUGACCGCUAGGUCGCGCAAGCGCGAGCAGGCGUCCGUUCCGUAGCGGUGCGCGGCAACUACUAUGGCUAGACACCAAAAUUGGUGUGGGCCGCGUGUACUUGUAGCGACGCGACGAAAUCGCGGAGUGAGCCACGCCUGCUAACGCACUAAAUAUUUCCAUCAUAAACUUGCAUUAAGCAGCUUGGUACUUUUUUUUUAUUUAACUAGAUCUAAAACAAUACUCCACAAACAGUGGUACAGUACAAAGUGUAUGUUUUAAAGUUUUUUUUUAAAAUCAGCAGUACUACGUAUAAACAUUUGUUUUUUAUCAGUACAGUAAUGAGUUAGGGGUCAUGUUUUGGCCAAAACUAGUCGAAUGUAUUUUUUCUGAGAUAUUUUUUAUAUUUUACUUUCGUAUUACAACAAAAGUAAUAAUACUUCAAAACAAAUUCGUCUCCAUUAAGUAAUAAAUUGAGAAUCUAACUCAGUUUUAACUAUACCUCAAAUAUAUUAGAUUAUUUUAAACCGGGUCACUCACGUAUUAUUAAGUCGAAUAGCUCGACAUGUUUCGAUCCAAUUUACGAGGACCGUCUUCACGGGGACACGACACGUCUUCACUGGUCGAGGGCGCGGCGUGUACUGCGGCCCAAGACGGUCCUCGUAAAUUGGACCGAAACAUGUCGAGCUAUUCGACUUAAUAAUACGUGAGUGACCCGGUUUAAAAUAAUUUAAUACCUCAAAUAUUUAACGAUAAUGAAUAGACGAUUUGUAAAGGACACCUAAACGUUGUAUCGACAUUUAAUUAGGAAUCAAUAGUUCGAGAUUACCGGCGUUAGUAUAAUAAAACAAGUAAAUUAUUUGAUUAUUAUAAAUACUAGCCCAAGUUUUAAUCGAAUCACAUACUAUACAGCAAAAAACCGAUUUGUAAAGUGUAUAUUUAGUGUACGUCCUAUAGUAUAAUAUAAGCAAAUUUCUAGUAAAAAACAACAUUGAGAAGGCGAAAUCAAAUAUUUUAUGUCAACUUCGCUUAAUAAUUUAUUUUUAUUUCCUUGUGUAAAUUAUACAAGACUCAAAUAUGUUUAUUUUUGUAGCUUUUUUUGUACAUUACCUAUUUUUAUUUUUGUAUAAAUCACGAGCAUGUAUAACAUUAAGUAACAUGCUAAAACUAUUGCUUGUAUUGUACUAUAGCUGUCCAUUUAGUUUUAGUUUAAGGAUUUGUUAAAGUUUGUCUAUGGCUUGCCUAUUUAUUUCGAUCUUUGGUCAUAGCUCAUAGUACAAAAUGUGUUAUUCAAUAUAUGAAUAUUUGGUUAC